Podarcis raffonei (Aeolian wall lizard) is the source of this 7337-nucleotide messenger RNA. RefSeq names its product sodium leak channel, non-selective (gene NALCN). Gene Ontology annotation, biological process: transmembrane transport; monoatomic ion transport. Gene Ontology annotation, cellular component: membrane. Lineage: Eukaryota; Metazoa; Chordata; Lepidosauria; Squamata; Lacertidae. The transcript has 46 exons. Gene Ontology annotation, molecular function: monoatomic cation channel activity. The record is from RefSeq and is a predicted model, not a curated record. The coding region runs from base 249 to 5609 and encodes 1786 amino acids.
UCCUCCUUCUUCCCACCAUCCCCGACCCCUCCCGGGUCACGCCCUCUCUGCGCACCGGCGACGCGGGGCGGACAACUCCAAACCCCCGAGAAUCAUCACCAAAAUCAGCUCGGGGGGGGAGGGUGGCCAGAGCAUCCCGCUCCAAUCACGCCAUGAAGGGAGAGGCAGGCGGUAGGUUCCCAGCGGCGGUCGGGUUGCUUCUCUGUAUGGGAAUUUCACAGUUUUAGAUAACCACAGCUAAUUUAAGUAUGCUUAAAAGGAAACAGAGCUCAAGGGUAGAGGCCCAGCCAGUGACAGACUUUGGUCCCGAUGAAUCCCUGUCAGACAACGCUGAUAUCCUGUGGAUUAACAAACCAUGGGUGCACUCUUUACUACGCAUCUGUGCCAUCAUCAGUGUUAUUUCGGUCUGCAUGAACACCCCAAAGACCUUUGAACAUUAUCCUCCUCUUCAAUAUGUGACCUUUGCUCUAGAUACACUACUGAUGUUUCUCUACACAGCAGAAAUGAUAGCAAAGAUGCACAUCCGUGGCAUAGUCAAGAUGGAGUUGGGAAAAGGUUGGAGGUUAACCACACCACAGCCAUUUCAGAUGUUCAAGGGGGAUACUUCCUAUGUGAAGGACCGCUGGUGUGUGUUUGAUGGAUUCAUGGUAUUUUGUCUUUGGGUGUCAUUAGUUUUACAGGUGUUUGAAAUAGCUGAUAUAGUUGAUCAAAUGUCACCUUGGGGCAUGUUGAGGAUCCCACGGCCGCUUAUUAUGAUUCGAGCAUUCCGGAUCUAUUUCCGCUUUGAGUUGCCAAGAACCAGGAUAACCAACAUUUUAAAGCGCUCAGGUGAACAAAUUUGGAGUGUUUCAAUAUUCCUUCUCUUCUUUCUGCUUCUGUAUGGAAUUCUGGGGGUUCAGAUGUUCGGACCUUUCACGUAUCAUUGUGUAACAAAUGAUACAAAGCCAGGAAACAUAACCUGGAAUAAUCUAGCAAUUCCGGAUACACACUGUUCGAAACCAUCUGAAGAAGGUUACCAGUGCCCCCCAGGAUUUGAAUGCUUGGACCUUGAAGAACUAGGGUUAAGCAGGCAAGAGCUGGGCUACAGUGGCUUUAAUGAGAUAGGUACAAGCAUCUUUACUGUUUACGAAGCUGCUUCUCAAGAGGGCUGGGUCUUCCUGAUGUACCGAGCAAUCGACAGCUUCCCCCGAUGGCGCUCUUACUUCUAUUUCAUCACCUUAAUUUUCUUCCUUGCUUGGCUUGUUAAGAAUGUAUUUAUUGCUGUCAUCAUUGAGACAUUUGCUGAAAUCCGAGUGCAGUUCCAACAGAUGUGGGGAUCCAGGAGCAGUACAACUUCGACAGCUACGACACAGAUGUUUCAUGAAGAUGCUACAGGAGGAUGGCAGCUAGUAGAUGUUGAUGUGAAUAAGCCUCAGGGCAGAGCUCCAGCAUGUUUGCAGAGAAUGAUGAGGUCCUCAGUUUUCCAUAUGUUUAUCCUGAGCAUGGUGGCAGUAGAUGUCAUUGUUGCGGCUAGCAAUUAUUACAAGGGAGAGACUUUUAAGAGCCAAUAUGAUGAAUUCUACCUUGCAGAGGUUGCAUUUACGGUCCUGUUUGAUCUGGAAGCUCUUCUGAAGAUCUGGUGCCUGGGAUUUACUGGCUACAUCAGUUCAUCUCUGCACAAAUUUGAGCUACUGCUGGUUAUUGGAACUACUCUUCAUAUUUAUCCAGACCUCUACCAUUCACAAUUUACAUAUUUUCAGGUGCUCAGGGUAGUUCGACUUAUAAAGAUUUCUCCUGCUCUGGAAGACUUUGUGUAUAAGAUUUUUGGACCCGGGAAAAAACUUGGGAGUUUAGUUGUAUUUACUGCCAGCUUAUUAAUUGUAAUGUCAGCAAUCAGUUUGCAGAUGUUCUGUUUUGUGGAAGAACUAGACAGAUUUACAACAUUUCCAAGGGCUUUUAUGUCCAUGUUCCAGAUCCUUACACAGGAAGGAUGGGUAGAUGUCAUGGAUCAAACUCUUAAUGCUGUCGGGCAUAUGUGGGCACCUGUUGUCGCUAUCUACUUCAUACUGUAUCAUCUUUUUGCUACCCUGAUUCUGCUGAGUUUGUUUGUUGCUGUUAUUUUAGACAACUUGGAACUUGAUGAAGAUCUAAAGAAACUUAAGCAACUGAAGCAAAGUGAGGCAAAUGCAGAUACCAAGGAAAAGCUCCCACUGCGUCUGCGGAUCUUUGAAAAAUUCCCUAACAGACCUCAAAUGGUAAAAAUCUCCAAGCUCCCUUCGGAUUUUACAGUCCCCAAAAUAAGGGAAAGCUUUAUGAAGCAAUUUAUUGAUCGACAGCAGCAAGACACAACUUGUUUACUGAGAAGGCUUCCAUCAGCUUCCUCCUCCUCAUGUGACCAUUCUAAAAGGUUGGCAAUUGAAGACAACAAAUACAUCGACCAGAAGUUGCAUGACAGGCAAGCUGACAUCAUGAUUACAGGGAUCUCCAGCCUUUUCAGGAUGCUGUUGUCCUUUCUGGAAGACCGCUGGAAGCUCCGCAAAUCUGUUUUCAGCAUUAGAGCAAGAAACCUUCUGGAAAAGGAGACUGCAAUCAACAAAAUUCUUAGGGCCUGUACACGCCAGCGCAUGUUGAGUGGAUCCUUUGAGGGGCAGCCUGCGAAAGAAAGAUCAAUUCUUAGUGUCCAGCAUCAUAUACGUCAAGAACGCAGGUCACUAAGACAUGGCUCCAACAGUCAGCGAAUCAGCAGAGGAAAAUCGCUUGAAACUCUAACGCAAGAUCAUUCUAACACAGUGAGGUACAGAAAUGCACAGAGAGAAGACAGUGAGAUAAAAAUGAUCCAAGAAAAGAAGGAACAGGCAGAAAUGAAAAGGAAAGUCCAGGAAGAAGAGUUACGAGAGAAUCACCCCUAUUUUGACAAGCCUCUGUUCAUCGUUGGCCGUGAACACAGAUUCAGAAAUUUCUGCAGAGUAGUUGUGCGAGCUCGCUUCAACGCCUCUAAAACAGACCCUGUUACUGGAGCAGUGAAAAAUACCAAAUAUCAUCAACUUUAUGAUUUGCUGGGAUUGGUUACAUAUCUGGACUGGGUAAUGAUCAUUGUCACUAUAUGCUCUUGCAUUUCAAUGAUGUUCGAAUCUCCCUUUCGAAGAGUGAUGCAUGCACCAACACUUCAGAUCGCUGAAUAUGUCUUUGUAAUAUUCAUGAGCAUUGAACUUAAUUUGAAGAUUAUGGCUGAUGGCUUGUUUUUUACUCCAACGGCAGUCAUAAGAGACUUUGGGGGUGUCAUGGAUAUAUUUAUAUAUCUUGUAAGCUUGAUAUUUCUCUGCUGGAUGCCGCAAAACGUCCCUGCGAAGUCUGGAGCUCAGCUCUUAAUGGUGCUACGGUGUCUCCGGCCACUUCGGAUAUUUAAGCUGGUGCCCCAGAUGAGAAAGGUUGUCCGAGAACUUUUCAGCGGCUUCAAGGAAAUCUUUCUAGUUUCCAUUCUUUUGCUGACAUUGAUGCUUGUUUUUGCAAGCUUUGGAGUUCAGCUUUUUGCUGGGAAGCUGGCUAAGUGCAAUGAUCCACAUAUUAUUGCAAGGGAAGACUGCCAUGGCAUAUUCCGAAUAAAUGUAAGUGUUUCCAAAAAUCUAAAUCUAAAAUUAAGACCCGGCGAAAAGAAACCUGGAUUUUGGGUGCCUCGAGUCUGGGCCAACCCUCGGAACUUUAACUUUGACAACGUUGGGAAUGCAAUGCUGGCAUUAUUUGAAGUCCUUUCCUUAAAGGGAUGGGUUGAAGUCAGAGAUGUUAUCAUUCAUCGUGUGGGUCCCAUCCAUGGCAUCUACAUCCAUGUGUUUGUAUUCCUUGGCUGUAUGAUUGGGCUAACUCUUUUCGUUGGAGUCGUCAUUGCUAAUUUCAAUGAAAAUAAGGGGACAGCUUUGCUGACAGUUGAUCAGAGGCGAUGGGAGGAUCUCAAGAGCAGACUGAAGAUAGCACAGCCACUUCAUCUCCCACCUCGCCCAGAUAAUGAUGGAUUUCGAGCCAAGAUGUAUGAUAUAACUCAACAUCCAUUUUUCAAGAGGACCAUUGCUGUGCUUGUCUUGGCCCAGUCUGUGUUGUUAUCUGUUAAGUGGGAUGAUCAAGACCCUGUUACCGGUCCUUUAGCAGCAAUGUCCGUCGUCUUCACCUUCAUUUUUGUUCUUGAGGUUACCAUGAAAAUUAUUGCUAUGUCACCUGCUGGAUUUUGGCAGAGCAGAAGAAAUCGCUAUGAUCUCUUGGUGACAUCUUUAGGAGUCAUUUGGGUGAUACUCCACUUUGCCCUAACUAAUGCCUACACAUACAUGAUGGGGGCAUGUGUAAUUGUCUUCAGGUUCUUCUCGAUCUGUGGGAAACAUGUGACCCUGAAGAUGCUGCUUCUGACAGUGGUUGUCAGCAUGUACAAGAGCUUUUUCAUCAUAGUAGGGAUGUUCCUGCUGUUACUUUGCUAUGCUUUCGCAGGAGUAGUUUUAUUUGGCACUGUAAAAUAUGGAGAGAACAUCAACAGGCAUGCCAACUUUUCAUCAGCUGGUAAGGCCAUUACUGUACUCUUCAGAAUAGUCACUGGGGAAGACUGGAACAAGAUAAUGCAUGACUGCAUGGUUCAACCUCCUUUUUGUACUCCAGAUAACAGAACAUACUGGAAGACAGAUUGUGGAAACUAUGCUGGUGCUCUUAUGUAUUUCUGUUCAUUUUAUGUCAUCAUUGCAUACAUAAUGCUAAAUUUGCUUGUGGCUAUAAUUGUGGAAAAUUUCUCGCUGUUUUAUUCCACGGAGGAAGACCAGCUCUUAAGUUACAAUGAUCUUAGACAUUUCCAAAUUAUAUGGAACAUGGUUGAUGACAAAAGAGAGGGAGUGAUUCCUACCUUCCGAGUCAAGUUUUUGCUGAGGUUGCUGCGUGGAAGGUUGGAGGUGGAUCUGGACAAGGACAAACUCUUGUUCAAGCACAUGUGCUAUGAAAUGGAGAGGCUGCAUAAUGGGGGAGAUGUAACAUUCCACGAUGUACUGAGCAUGCUCUCCUACAGAUCUGUUGACAUCAGAAAAAGUCUUCAGCUGGAAGAACUGCUUGCUAGGGAACAACUGGAAUACACCAUAGAGGAAGAAGUAGCCAAACAGACUAUCCGCAUGUGGUUGAAGAAGUGCUUGAAGCGCAUUAGAGCAAAACAGCAGCAGUCAUGCAGCAUUAUCCAUAGUCUCCGAGAGAGUCAACAACAGGAGCUUAGCCGUUUCCUAAAUCCACCAAGCAUUGAGACAACACAACCAAGUGAAGACAUGAAUGCUAAUAACCAGGAUAACAGUACACAGCCUGAGACGAGUAGUCAACAACAGCUCCUUAGUCCAACGCUCUCUGACAGAGGUGGAUAUCGGCAAGACUCUACUGAUGGUGGUAAACCUCAGCGGAAGUUUGGACAAUGGCGUUUGCCAUCAGCUCCAAAGCCAAUAAGCCAUUCAGUGUCUUCAGUCAACUUACGGUUUGGUGGCCGUACAACCAUGAAGUCUGUUGUGUGCAAGAUGAAUCCCAUGUCAGACGUGGCUUCUUGUGGAUCAGAAGUCAAGAAAUGGUGGACAAGACAACUCACUGUGGAGAGUGACGAGAGUGGUGAAGACCUGCUUGAUAUCUGACUGGGAAAAGAUGCCAUUUCAAAUCACACUUAUGCAACAUUCCUUGGGAAUUAAAUCGUUUUCUUGGUUUUUAAAUUGCAGUUCCUAUCGACUGAUCAUUUAUAUCAAGAGAAGCCUUCAACUUGACAAGAUCUACGACUUACUUCUUUUUUAAUCCUUAUGUGAUUAUUAAUGUAAGAGAAAACAGCAAAAAAAGGUAGUGUUCAUAAAAAGCAAAGACAGUUUUGUUUCAUUUUUCCCUCAGACACAAGAACCAUUAGUUUAACUCCCGGAUCUCAGCAGGGCUUUCUGUCUUUCAACAGCCCCUCUACGUCACAUCCCAAGCUGGUUUUUAGAUUUGGUGGGUCUUUAAAACUGGAUUGAUGUUGCUUGGUCCAAAUUGGGAGGGAUUAUAAACCAAUAGCUGUUGUCGAAAAAAUGGGCAUGCAAUUCUGCCACAGUUCUUUACAAUUCAAAAAUAUAGGCGAUGACGUGAGGACUUUCUUUUGGGUGGUAUGGGAGCAAUUUGCUGUGAAACUCAAAAAAAUACCCCAAAGAAAAUAUUUGUAUGGAAAUGUUGUGAGUCUUAUUGUUUCAGUACUUUAGAGCUUUUGUUUUAGACAGACAGGCAAACAUAAUUUAUUAUGUGCUUUUGUUUAUGGAUGCCAAUUGGUUGAUUUAUUUUUCUUUGUUAACUGUGAGUGUUGCUUUUGUCUAUAAACAAAAUCGUUUGUAAGGAAGAUGCUAUUGGGGGGAAAUCAAGUCCUCACAGGGCAUGUACAAUCCUACACAAUUAAGGAAAUAGACCUGAUUGCAGCCAGUGUUUCAUAUUUGAGAAGUUUCACUGUAUGCAUUCAGAGGACUUGUGUAAGUGUUGCACCUGCCCUAGUCAACACUUAACCUAGCCUGGAAAUGAUCAUCACAUAGGGUACGAUGUCAUUGUUUUUUAUCUUUUUUUCUAGUCUUCUGCCUAACCAGUAUAAAUAUUGAUGAACAGCCUGUAGAGAUCAGCAGGGAAUUCAUUCUAAAUGAAAGCAUUUUUACAAUAUACAGAUUUUGACUUGCAGAUAGCUAGCUUUUUUAAAAUAUGCAAGAUGUAGGAUAGUUUCUUUUAGCAUAUCAGAAAAUGACUAAUUGGGUUUUAUAAUCAUUUUCAAUUGUUACCGUGAAGAACUGAACAUGAAUGCACAGCUGUUCUGCCCUUACACCUGCUGAAUAGGUUCCGAGCACUGUAAUCUCUAUCAACAUCCAUCACUUCUUAAGGUUGGGACAAGGACAGUCAAAGUCUGGAUUUGGUUCAUUGUCUUCUCUCUGUAGGUCCUUCUAAACAAGUGUUUGUAGCUGUCUGAACUAAGGACUCUGGCUGUUUAAGGAAGAAGCUGGGAUUCUCCUAUGUGCAGUCCUCCGUGUUUUGAUGUAGGAUGCAGCACCCAUACAUCACUCGAAGCACAUCCAGAAAAGCAGCCUACUCACAAAAGUCUGGUUUUGUGCUUGAUUACUCUUGCUUAUAAAGUAAAUAAGUUUUAUUAAAUAAACUAAAUAACCUUAUUGUUUAGAUCAGUGGUUCCUAAACUCCCCCCCAUGCACCACUUGUUGCUUCUUUUGUUUCUUAUAUUGUUUUAUUAUUGUAAUACAAUAAAAUAUAAGAAAUAAAAGAAGAAAUUUAAAUGCCAUUAAGCAUCAAUAUAAAAAGUUAAUGUGGACAUGCCAUGGACCACCGGAAUACAGCUUGUGGGCCACUGUUGGUCA